AUGCCUGGAGAAAAUCCCCCACCUGCUCAAGGCUCCAAGUCGAAGAAGAACAAGAAGAAGGGCGCGAGAGCCAAGGAGAACCCCCAAGAGGCCGAGAACGACCGUCCAGAUGUGUCGGAAAACAAAGACGAUGCCGGUCAGGACGACCCCGAUGAACCGGCCGAUUCAAUAGCAACAACCCCCGAUGCCGACGGUGCUCAACCCGGUGUCACCGACAGUGGCGCGCAAAACCAACAUUCCGAGAACCAGAAACCCACCGGCGCUGCUGCUCAAGAGACUCGCGACCCCGCCUUCAACGACGCCGAGCCCAAAGACCGCUUCGAUGCGCUUGUUCGAGACCGAGACUCCCUCCGUGCCGAAGUCAUCGAUAUGCGCAAGUCCCUCGAAGAGAUCCAAUCCAGACACAAGACAGACAUGGAGUCUCUGCAACUGAAGUUGGAAGACUCGGAGACCAAGAAGGAACAAGCAGAAACGCAAUUCCAGAACCUCCUGGAGCGCGUGAAUACAAUUAAGUCCCAGCUCGGGCAACGGAUGAAGGAGGAUGCUGAAGAAUUGGCUCAAGCUCGAUCCCAGAUCGAAGAACUGGAGGAUGAAAACGUAAACCUGAAAGAGCAGCUCGAAUCAAAGUCUACGGAACUAGCAGGCCUCUCAGAAGAGUCGGCCCGGCAAUCCAAGGAGAUCUCCACCCUUCGGGAUCGUACGAACUUAUCUCAGCAAAACUGGCUCAAGGAAAAGGAGGAACUGAUGGAGCAGGAGUCGUACCUUCAAGCCGAGUUUGAACAGGCAAAGGAGGCCAUGCACAGCUGGGAAGUCCUUGCAAUGGAGGAACGAUCGAUUCGUGAGAAUCUAGGCGAGAAAGUCGCCGACCUAGAAGAGCAGCUUGGUAAUCUCCGGGACGCCUAUGAAAAAGCUUCGAAUGAACGUGACAGCCAGCAGUCGACCGUUGACGGUUUGCAAAGGGCUUUGCAGGAGAUUCAAACGGCACGAAAACAGGAGCUUCGGGAGCUGGUGGAGAGCUCUGACUCUCAGCUUGAAGAGUUGAGGCGAUCCCUACGGGAUGCGCAGCAACAAGCUAGCGACGCCGACAAGAAUCUCCACGCCGCACAGGAAGAAUUGGAACGGGCGCGUCCGUUCGAGAAGGAGGUCAAGGAGAAGAAUCUUCUCAUUGGCAAGCUGCGACACGAAGCAGUCACCCUCAAUGACCAUUUGACGAAGGCCUUGCGAUUCCUGAAGAAGGGAAAGCCAGAAGACAACGUGGACCGACACAUUGUCACGAAUCAUUUGCUACAUUUCCUGGCCCUGGAUCGAUCGGAUCCAAAGAAGUUUCAAAUUCUCCAGCUGAUUGCAGCUCUACUGGGUUGGGACGAUGAACAACGUGAACAGGCAGGGUUGGCCCGACCGGGAACUUCGAGCAUGCCAGGGAAGCUUCGCGUGCCCGGUACUCCUCUACGUACACCCAGCACGCCGAACCUGGCCACCGAGUUCAUGGACAACGGAGCAUCGAGCAAGGAGUCGUUGGCCGAACUGUGGUCUAAUUUCCUGGAGCAGGAAGCAGAGGCCGGGAACAUGAAUUCGAUGAGACGAGGGAGUCAUCCCGGCCCCAUGAAGUCAUAG
Messenger RNA from Penicillium cinerascens, 1614 nucleotides. RefSeq names its product putative Golgi matrix protein. Bases 1 to 1614 code for a protein of 537 amino acids. The transcript has 6 exons. Gene Ontology annotation, biological process: Golgi organization; endoplasmic reticulum to Golgi vesicle-mediated transport. The record is from RefSeq and is a predicted model, not a curated record. Gene Ontology annotation, molecular function: small GTPase binding. Gene Ontology annotation, cellular component: Golgi apparatus. Lineage: Eukaryota; Fungi; Ascomycota; Eurotiomycetes; Eurotiales; Aspergillaceae.